Molecule: messenger RNA, 1928 nt
Organism: Didymella exigua CBS 183.55
Lineage: Eukaryota; Fungi; Ascomycota; Dothideomycetes; Pleosporales; Didymellaceae
Product: cytochrome P450
Exons: 5
Coding region: 442-1890 (482 amino acids)
Molecular function (GO): iron ion binding; oxidoreductase activity, acting on paired donors, with incorporation or reduction of molecular oxygen; monooxygenase activity
Source: RefSeq, a predicted model, not a curated record
AAAUCAUCCUAUACCCUACAAGACUGUAGGACCGUCACUAAACAGGGCCGCAAAGAUUAAGGUCCACAAUGACGUGCUCUGAUCCGCUUUGCCAGUGCGACUGAGCCGAUGACCCAUUGCGAUGACCCAUGCGACGAGCCACUAACACCUUCUGAAACGCUUACAUAUUAUUUGCGGAAGGACACGGUCGAAUAAGAACUAUCGCAAACACGAAGGAAGUUGCUUUGUAGGCCAUGAACGAAACACGCUUUCAAUCGCAUACUGUGCUGAGUGGCAACACUGUACAGCUUGCCUACAAAGCGAUGGCUCUUUCCUUACGCAAUAUGGAGCCAUUGCUAUUACUUGUGUCUGGGCUCCUAGGUGUAAGUCUUCCGAGAACAUACAAUUUCAGCGUACAAUGAACCUAACACACAGCCAUUCGUAUAGAUAGGACUCCUGUACAUGUACUAUCUAUGCUUUCACCCCCUCUCGAAGAUACCAGGGCCAACACUAGCCGCAAUAUCUCCGCUAUGGAUGAUGAAAUCCCUGUAUGGCAAGAAGCUGAAUCGAGAUAUCAAAGCGCUUCAUGACCAUUAUGGCGAUGUGGUUCGUGUUGGUCCUAACACCGUCUCGUUCGCUACGGUCGGAGCGCUAUCCUCAGUGCAUCACGAAAAGUCUGGCGGUGACGACGGUACUUUCACCAAAGAGGGCACUAUCGAGUGGCUUCUUGGUCUGAUGACAUGGCCGGCGCAGAACAUUUUGACCAAAACAGAUGUAAAAGGCCACGCUAGACUCCGCAAAGCUGUUCAACCCGCCUUUUCGGCCAAGGAACUCAGAAAGCAGGAGCCGAUCGAACAGGCAUGGAUCACCAAGUUCAAUCACCUUCUAGACGCUGCGGCUAAAGAAAACGCGGAAAUCAACAUCACUGAACAUAUGUCGCACCUUGUCUGGGAUAUGCUGAGUGAUCUCGCAUUUGGAGAGCCCUUAGCACGAAGCCAGCUAGUCAAGUUCAAUAGGCUCAAACGGCUUGCCUGCGCCAUGUCCCCCAUGUUGGAGGUUAUGCAAAGCAUCCUCACAUUUCCACUCGUGGGAGCCUUCACGAGAUGGGUCGUCACCUCAUUCCCACAGGUAUUCCAGCUGCCUCGCGACAUAUUACCGACCGGUACUUUACGCACGUCACGUAGGACCUUAGACCGUACAGAUAGAGGCCAUGACUUCCUCAGCGCUAUCGUUGGCGCCGAAGAAAAGGGCAUCGCGCUCUCUCAAGAGGAACUGCAGAGUAAUGCAGCCAUGCUCGUCAUGGUCGGCCAGGACGCGACUGUCACAUGUCUUUCAUCGACGCUCUACUUCUUGCUGCGAGAUCCACAACACAUGGCUAAUCUAAAGAACGAGGUGCGAGGGCACUUCAAAUCCGAAGAAGAGAUUAACGUUCUAGCAAUUGCCGGGCUUCCACUUCUCAAUGGCUCUAUUAACGAGGCCAUGCGCCUGCUCUCGCCUGCCAACGGUACAGGUACGCAUCGACUUUCCAAUGGAGGUUUUGUAGAGGGCAUCUACAUACCGCCAGGGAUCACGAUUGCUGUGGAUCAGUACACUAUUCAACGUUCACCGAAGUACUGGCGAGAUCCUGAAACGUAUCGACCCGAGCGGUGGGCCAAUGUGGGCGAGCAGGGAUCGGAGUUUGAGAAUGACUUGCAUUCGGCAUACCGGCCUUUUCUAUUGGGUCCAAGGGCCUGUCUGGGGCGCGAGCUCGCGUUACAAAUCGUUCGACUGGUACUUGCACGCCUGGUUUUCUCAUACGACGUAUGCAUGGCAAACAAGAAUUUCGUGUGGGAGAGGGACUGCGAUUCAUCCUACCUCUGGCUUGGACACAAGGUAGUCGUCAAAGUGGAGAAGCGGCAGAGCACCCACUAAUCUAUCCAUCCCUGUAGCGCUUACUACCGCUUUCCGUA